Messenger RNA from Rhineura floridana, 6929 nucleotides. It is a transcript of the gene PPIP5K2, whose product is annotated as diphosphoinositol pentakisphosphate kinase 2. The record is from RefSeq and is a predicted model, not a curated record. Gene Ontology annotation, biological process: inositol metabolic process; inositol phosphate biosynthetic process. NCBI's taxonomy places the organism in Eukaryota, Metazoa, Chordata, Lepidosauria, Squamata, Rhineuridae. The coding region runs from base 501 to 4250 and encodes 1249 amino acids. Gene Ontology annotation, molecular function: 5-diphosphoinositol pentakisphosphate 1-kinase activity; diphosphoinositol pentakisphosphate kinase activity; inositol hexakisphosphate kinase activity. Gene Ontology annotation, cellular component: cytosol. The transcript has 33 exons.
GUGGGUCAAGGGUGAGAAGGGGGCGAGGCUGCUGUUACAGCGCCCCCUGCUUCUUCAGUAGGAAGGAAGUAAAGCAAUAAUAGCAGUGGCGAGGGCUGGAGCGACUGGCGAAGGAUGUGAACUGAUGAUGAGCACUGUCCAGUGCUAGAACUAACUGAAGAAGGUGCUAUUAGGAAUUCAGCAAAUAUGCUGUUUCAUGGAUUUUUGUUUCUACGUAGUUCAGCUUUUCUCUUUAAAUCUCGGGAAGAAAAUUGCCAAAGUAUCUCAGGGAAGCAGUAACCUGCAGGGUUCUUCUUUACGAAUGUAACAACUCAAAACAAUGGACAGAUGAUAUCAAUUAAACUGCAUUUGGCAGCUGACUUUAUCAAAGUAACAAGCAACUGCAUAAGCAGUGCCAGACUGCAAGGAUUUUUAUUCCUCUAGCCACUGGGAAUUAUGUACAGCGUCUCAGUUCGCAGAGUGACUAUAGUAUCUACGUAGAUUUCUUUAGAUUUGUAAUCAUGUCUGUUACUGCAACAGAGAGUGAUAUUCCUAAAUUUUUUGUGGGUAGUGAAGAUGCAGAUGAGCUUUUGGAUCAAAACAGAUCUGCAGAAUUUGAUUCCUUCUAUGAUCAUGAAGACGAAGACGAGGAAUAUGAUUCUCCACCAGAAAGACAAAUCGUGGUUGGAAUAUGUUCUAUGGCAAAGAAAUCAAAAUCAAAACCAAUGAAUGAAAUCCUUGAACGCCUUUCCAUGUUUAAAUAUAUCACAGUAGUAAUAUUUGAAGAAGAUGUGAUUUUGAAUGAACCCGUGGAAAACUGGCCUUUAUGUGACUGUCUCAUUUCUUUUCAUUCUAAAGGAUUUCCGUUGGACAAAGCAGUUGCCUAUUCAAAACUCAGGAAUCCUUUUGUUAUUAAUGACUUGAAUAUGCAGUAUCACAUACAAGACAGGAGAGAAGUUUAUGGUAUUCUUGAAGCUGAAGGUAUUUUGCUCCCUCGUUAUGCAGUUCUGAUCCGUGAUCCAAACAAUCCCCAAGAAUGCAAUUUGAUUGAAGGUGAAGAUCAUGUGGAGGUGAAUGGAGAAGUUUUCCAAAAACCAUUUGUGGAAAAGCCUGUCAGUGCUGAGGACCACAAUGUUUAUAUUUAUUAUCCAACAUCUGCUGGUGGUGGAAGUCAAAGGCUCUUUCGGAAAAUUGGCAGCAGAAGCAGUGUUUAUUCCCCUGAAAGCAGUGUGAGGAAAACUGGUUCGUAUAUUUACGAGGAGUUCAUGCCUACAGAUGGCACUGAUGUGAAGGUAUACACAGUAGGACCAGACUAUGCACAUGCAGAAGCUCGUAAAUCCCCUGCUCUGGAUGGAAAAGUAGAGCGGGACAGUGAAGGGAAAGAAGUUCGGUAUCCAGUUAUCCUUAAUGCAAGGGAGAAGCUUAUAGCUUGGAAAGUGUGCCUGGCCUUUAAGCAAACAGUUUGUGGCUUUGAUCUGUUGCGUGCAAGUGGACAGUCUUAUGUCUGUGAUGUUAAUGGCUUCAGUUUUGUCAAGAAUUCUAUGAAAUAUUAUGAUGAUUGUGCUAAAAUCCUUGGAAAUAUCGUAAUGCGUGAACUUGCUCCACAGUUUCAGAUUCCAUGGUCCAUACCUUUAGAAGCAGAGGAUAUUCCUAUUGUGCCAACCACAUCUGGGACAAUGAUGGAACUUAGAUGUGUGAUUGCUGUUAUACGGCAUGGAGAUAGGACACCAAAACAAAAAAUGAAAAUGGAAGUUAAACAUCAAAAGUUUUUUGAUCUUUUUGAAAAAUGCAAUGGAUACAAGUCUGGGAAGCUAAAACUAAAAAAGCCAAAGCAACUACAGGAAGUACUUGAUAUUGCAAGACAGCUUUUAAUAGAGCUUGGACAAAAUAAUGACUCUGAAAUUGAAGAAAGCAAAUCCAAACUUGAACAGCUGAAAACUGUGUUGGAGAUGUAUGGACAUUUUUCUGGCAUAAAUCGCAAAGUUCAGCUGACAUAUCUCCCUCAUGGUUGUCCCAAAACAUCUAGUGAAGAAGAAGAUAACCACAAACAGGAGCCAUCUCUACUCUUAGUUCUAAAAUGGGGAGGAGAACUGACACCUGCAGGCAGAGUUCAGGCAGAGGAACUAGGAAGAGCCUUCCGAUGCAUGUACCCAGGUGGACAAGGUGACUAUGCUGGAUUUCCAGGAUGUGGUUUACUUAGACUGCAUAGUACCUAUCGGCAUGAUCUCAAAAUUUAUGCUUCUGAUGAAGGCAGAGUUCAGAUGACUGCAGCAGCUUUUGCAAAGGGACUCCUGGCAUUGGAGGGAGAGCUCACUCCUAUUCUUGUCCAGAUGGUCAAAAGUGCUAAUAUGAAUGGGCUACUUGACAGUGACAGUGACUCUCUUAGCAGCUGCCAACAUCGUGUGAAGGCACGCCUUAAUGAAAUACUCCAGAGAGACAGAGACUUUACCUCUGAAGACUAUGAAAAGCUUACACCAUCUGGCAGUCUUUCUCUGAUAAAAUCAAUGCAAGUCAUUAAAAACCCUGUGAAGACAUGUGACAAGGUGUAUUCCUUGAUCCAGAGUUUGACAUCUCAGAUCAGAAGACGGAUGGAAGAUCCUAAGUUUGCAGAUAUUCAACUUUACCACAGUGAAACACUGGAGCUAAUGCUGCGUAGGUGGGCCAAGCUUGAAAAGGACUUUAAAACAAAGAAUGGAAGAUAUGACAUCAGUAAAAUCCCAGAUAUCUAUGACUGUAUUAAGUAUGAUGUCCAACAUAAUGUCUCUUUAAAACUAGAAAAUACAAUGGAACUAUAUAGACUGUCAAAGGCACUGGCUGAUAUUGUGAUACCACAGGAAUAUGGUAUUACUGCAGCUGAAAAACUGGAAAUUGCUAAAGGUUACUGCAAUCCAUUACUGAGGAAAAUCCGGUCUGAUCUUCAGAGAACUCAAGAUGAUGAUACUGUUAACAAGCUCCACCCUUUGUAUUCGAGUGGGGUUAUGUCUCCUGAACGUCAUGUCCGAACUAGGCUAUACUUCACCAGUGAGAGUCAUGUCCAUUCCUUACUGUCAACUCUUCGCUUUGGUUCUUUAUGUGAUGCAUCAAAAGAUGAACAGUGGAAACGAGCUAUGGAUUAUCUAAAUGUUGUCAGCGAACUCAAUUACAUGACCCAGAUUGUUAUCAUGCUGUAUGAGGAUCCAAACAAGGAGCUUUCAUCAGAGGAGCGUUUCCAUGUGGAGUUACACUUCAGUCCAGGAGCUAAAGGCUGUGAAGAAGAUAAAAAUUUACCAUCAGGUUUUGGAUAUAGACCUGCCUCACGGGAGAAUGAUGGCUCAAAGAAAACCUCCCAUAGAAAUGAAAGUGAUGAGGAAUCGCAUGCUUAUAAAAGGGAUGAAACUGAUCGAUCUAUAAUGAUGUUCAAGCCAUUGGUGUCAGAUCCAAUUCAUAUACACAGAAAGUCACCCCUUCCGAGACCCAGGAAAAUUGGUUCAGUGGAAGAAGAGAGCCCCCUGAGUGUGUCUAGCCCAGAGUGUAUUGGUACCUGGCUGCAUUACACCAGUGGUGUGGGUACUGGGCGUCGAAGACGCAGAUCAGGGGAACAAAUCACUUCUUCCCCUGUCUCCCCUAAAUCAUUGGCUUUCACAUCCAGUAUUUUUGGCUCAUGGCAACAGGUCCCAUCAGAAAACAACAGUCACUUCCGACCUCCAAGAACUAUUGUGGAACAAAAAACAAGCAGCAUAGGGUCUCACUGUGCGAGCCUGUUUAGCACUUCGGUGCUCGGGGGUUCUUCAAGUGCACCUAACCUACAGGAUUGUGCUCGUAUUCAUCGUAAAAAGCUGACUACUUCUGGCUGUAUAGAUGACACCACACGUGGUUCUGCUGUUAAAAGGUUUUCUAUCUCAUUUGCUCGACACCCAACCAAUGAACAUCCAGACCUCUUUAGGUGCUGGUCGAUUUCCUCUGAGGAAUUUCUAGGCGCCAGUGGCUUUGAAUUGUAUUCCAUGGUGCCUUCAAUCUGUCCUCUAGAAACUCUCCAUAACUCCUUAUCAUUAAAGCAGGUGGAUGAAUUUCUUGCCUCCAUUACUGCCUCUGCUUCGUGUGAAAAUUUUCAAGAGAUAUCCACAGCUUCUCUUUGUUCUCCAUCAUUUCUGGAUGCCAUGACAACAAGAAAAAACUCUUUAAAUACAUACACCCCUGCUAAAAUCCAACCAACACCAGUAGAAGACACUUUGGGUCGGCGAACUGUGGAGGAAAGCUUCCCAGGUACCAGUGGUCCUUCACCUCCUAUUUGAUAAUAUCACAAAAAGCCAAAAAAGAAUAAAAACAAUACUUGUAUAACAUUGGUGGUUAAACUCUCUGAGAAGAAAUGAAACAGUUCAAACAAAACUGGAAGGAGCUGCCAAUACCAUCUUUAGCAGUGUAUAUUUCUUUGUAGAAAAAUAAGUUAGCAUUAAAAGGCUAUUCAUUUCUUUCUGUAAGAAUGUUUCCUUGUAUAUAAAAUGAUUACUGAAGUGCAUAUAUAGUAUAUAUUCAGGAAAAGUGAUUUCUUUGUUUCUAAAGUAUGAAAAGCAAAGAAGUUUACAUGCAUAGUUUUAAGGAAAUUGUAAUCUUUAACAGACAAACUGCACAAAAUCUUUUCCGUCUUUGUUGUCCUAAAUACACACACCAAAAUAGCCUAACACACUGGUUUGUAUUAUAGGAGCAGCUAGUAAGGAAACAGGAGAAGAGUGGAAAAAAACAAAACUUCCCUUUUGCCUUGAAGUAGACCUUAAGACCGGGACAAGAAAACUUAGGCUAAUUAACAGGGUUCUACUAGCUGCCUUUUUGAAUGCCAAUCCCUGAAAACAGCUGUCAGUGAUUCUUUCCCCUGUGGUAUAAAUGCACAAUAGAUCUUGAUAAAUGAAAAGUACCCUUGGAAGAUACAGGCAGAUGCACAGACACAAAUGCCCCACUGUAGGGACCAUUACCCUAAAAAUGAUGAGUCAGAUACUUUGAGCCACUUAAGUACUGAUAUAAUAGUUGCAGCAUUAGACAGGUGUUAUUAUAACACGUUAAACUAAUUUCACUGAGAGUAUUUGUUGGAGCCUGGCUCUAGUUUGUGAAAAACAGCAUAAAACAGUAAUAUGAAAUGGUCAAACCUGUUACUUCCUUGGAAAUAACUUCCUAGGAAACUGUCAAGGCUCAGAACAACCAAAGGCUGAUGAACUUGGAAUCUUUAAAAAAAAAAAAAACCUUUACAACACCAGAGCCAACAGUUUCACAGCAAAAUUUUACUUCUAAUUUUACUUCUAAUUCUAAUUCUGAAAGGCUUGAUAAUGCCCCAGCAUCAAAGUUAAAGAACUCCCUGUGAUCUGUGUCACUUAAUUUUCUCCUUCAACAGUGGCUCUGAUGAGAAACAAGACAUUAGUCUUGACAUCACUCCACAGUAGUCCUGUAGUCUGGCAGAGUUAGGGUUAGUAUUUCAAUUUUAUACCAGAGCCAAAAAUAUUUUCUGAUUCCUACCCCAGUUUAGACAUGGCUUCUGCAAAUACCUCUUCCUUGCUGUUACUUUAAUGGAGAUGUAGGGAGACACAUUAUUACAAUUCUGAUACUGCUGAGGCAGUUAAAGGUAUCUAUUGCAUUGUAUUUGUGGGUGAAGAGCUAAUUAUUAAUAUGUUUCCUAAACUGACACCUGGCACACUCAGUCUUGGCCUGGGAGCAUCUCUUAUUUAAAUACAUUUCCAAAGAGAGCAUUUGUUUUGCUGUUGAAGUUAAAAAAAUAAUCUAUUUGAAUGUAGGUACAGUGGAGUACAGAUAGCAUGUCCUUUAAUUUCCAUGUUUUUUGUAUGUUUACACCAGACCUUUGACAUUCAAAUAUGCUUUGGUUGUUAGUUUCUGUGCUUUAUGGGGUCCUAUCCUAAAAGUAAUUUCCUGUUUACGUAUUUCUAAAUGCCUUCUUCACAAAUUUCUGAAGAAUACCGCUUACAGCAUACAGUAGUUCAUGUGUGGAUAACAGGGCCUUACAAAAGCAGAAACAGCUGGCCUGUUAAUAUUCCAUGCUGGAAGCUUUACAUACUGUAUCUGCAGAUGAUAUUACUUCUCAUGUAAAGAAAUUGUAGCAUUCUUAAACCUGCAUAAUUACCGUUUCAGCACUGAACACUUGGGCAUAAACCCAUACAGCUAAUGUCUAUCAUUGUUCUUUUAAUCUUUACUGUUAUGAGACAGUGGUUAAAGACAGUUUAAGAUUUUUAUUAGUGCUACCAAAAUUUUGAGAAGUUCAUAUUGUGUUUAAUAUAUAUUUAAAUUUGUCAUUUGUCCUAAGAUUUCCCUUAGUACCUGAUGAUGAUUAUUGAAUGCCUUUUAUUUUCAUUAUAUGAUAUUUACAGACGGUUGGGUACAGACUUAGUCAUGGUUUAGACCCAUUGCAAUCAGUGCUAUUUAAUUAACAUCGUAUAUAUCUCAGUGAGUCUACUCUCAGCAUGACUAAGUCUGGAUUUAACCCAGGGAUUAAUACUAAUGUGAUUCUCAUGAACAGCAAUAUUUUCCUGUUAAAUUUCAGGAGACCUAACUUCAAAUACAAUUGUUAAGAAAAAAGGUUCUUAUUCUCAUUAUAGCAAUUCUCCUUGAAGGUGUACUUGCUUAUUAAACUUGCCAUAGCAUUGCUGUGCAUAUUUCAUAUGAGGUCGUAUGAGAAAUUCUUCAGUACUAUUUAAGAUACCAAAUGUAUAUGGGCUUCGCAACUUCUCAUUGCAAGCAUUUCAUUUUCUGUAAUGUAAAUUUAUAACAUGGACAACGUUUGUCUUGCUCACUUCUGAAUGUAUAUGUCAUGUUUACGGUUUUCUAUAAGAAAAUGUUACAAUUUAAGUGUGCAUAUCAUUCCAGUCAACCAAAGCUUUGGCAUAAAAUGUUGAUGUGCUCUUAAAUAAAAUAGUCAAUAGCAACAUGUAGUGUCUAUUCUGCUUGUUCUCUAAUACGGAAUUAUUUUCUCUUUA